Varroa destructor (honeybee mite) is the source of this 2390-nucleotide messenger RNA. It is a transcript of the gene Rs1, whose product is annotated as Dead-box helicase Rs1. The record is from RefSeq and is a predicted model, not a curated record. Lineage: Eukaryota; Metazoa; Arthropoda; Arachnida; Mesostigmata; Varroidae. Gene Ontology annotation, cellular component: cytosol. Gene Ontology annotation, molecular function: ATP binding; RNA helicase activity; nucleic acid binding.
GGAACAGAGAUUCAUGUGUAUGCUGUUUACCUGAACAAACUAUCAUUUUGCCACCUUAUCGGAUGUUAUCUUUCUACAUUUUUAUUUAAUCUAAAAAGUAAUCUGUAUUUAUAGCGUAGCUAGUGAAUGCGAGUUGUCUGUCAACAUGAUUUUAAAAAAGGUAGGACGAAAGUCGAGGGUGGUUACUAAGGUGGAACAGACCCGCGCUCCUCAAGAAGCAAGUGACUCUGAAGACGAAAAGUUUGACAAGGGAUUUUCGUUCGUGGAUAAUGCAGCAGAUUAUAAUUUUGAUACGUGGAAAAAUCUCAUGCAGUUGGUGAAAGAAAAGAAAAAAGUUAACCUGACCGCGACCAUUAAACGAGUGGUCGGUGAUAAACUUUCCGACGGAACAAGCUUAGCCGCGACUCAAGUGACCAAAGAGGAGCGGGCUCAGUUAGACGAGGAACUGAAUGAGAUUCGCGAUACCCUUAAGGAACGCCAGAAAUUUCGGAAGCGUAAGAGGGCGCAAGAUGCGUUAGCCCAGCAGGAUGAUGAGAUUCCUGAUCAGAACGACGACUUCCAUGGCACGGCAGGCGUAACAUUUCAGAACAUGGACCUUUCCCGGCCGCUACUUAAGGCCCUGUCUGCAAUGAACUUCGUUAAUCCCUCACCAAUUCAGAAACGCGCAUUACCUGUUGCUCUCGGCGGCAGAGAUAUCUACGCGUGUGCAGCCACAGGAACAGGCAAAACGGCCGCGUUCAUGCUACCUGUUCUUGAGAGAUUAUUGUAUCGUCCUUUAGUUGACGUGGUCACCAGGAUUCUGAUAAUUGUUCCCACGCGAGAGUUAUCUCUGCAAGUAUACCAGGUAUCCAUUCAACUCGCACAGUUUACAAAUAUAAAUAUUGCUCUUGCUAGUGGCGGUCUCGACCUGAAAAUACAAGAGAGUCACCUUCGCCGAAAGCCCGAUAUCAUCAUUGCCACUCCGGGAAGACUUAUUGAUCACCUGCAAAACACACCAUCAUUUUCAUUACAUGCGAUCGAGGUGAUAAUUCUCGACGAGGCAGAUAAACUUCUGGAGGAUCAGUUCGCUGAGCAACUCAAAGAAAUCAUCAAGCAAUGUUCGCCAACGCGACAGACCAUGCUGUUUUCGGCUACUAUGAACGAUCGUGUUCGCGAUCUCGCUGACUUAUCAUUAACCAAUCCUGUUCGUCUGUUUUUGAAUAAUAACACAGACGUAGCCUUGCACUUGCGUCAGGAAUUUAUACGAAUCCGAUCAAAGCGCGAAGGAGACCGCGAACCGCUGUUGUGUGCCCUUGUGACGCGCUACUUUAAUGAGCAUACAAUUGUUUUCGUACAGACGAAGAAGUUAGCCCAUCGUAUCCGUAUUCUACUUGAACUUCUUGGUAUACGAGUUGAAGAGUUGCACAGUGGGCUUAAUCAAACGCAGCGAAUCCAGUCACUCAAGAGAUUCAGUCAACAGGAAGUUGAUGUACUCGUCACUACUGAUCUGUCUGCAAGAGGUCUUGACAUCAAGGAUGUUCGAACGGUUAUCAACUAUACCCUUCCACCCACACUUCAACAGUAUGUUCAUCGCGUCGGUCGGACCGCUCGAGCCGGUAAGGUGGGCCGCUCCGUAUCCAUGGUUGGUGACCAGGAACGAAAAAUUCUUAAGGAAAUCGUGAAAAAAGCUCGUACACCAGUCAAGCAACGCGUUAUUGAGCCGCAGGUAGUUAACAAAUUUAAGGAAAAAAUCGAUUCGGUAGAGCCAGAUAUUGAAAAAAUUCUUCGAGAGGAGAAAGUGGAAAAAGACAUGCAGGAUGUGGAAAGAAAUCUCGACAAGGCACAGGAAAAACUUAACAGAGUAACACAACCAGCAUUAAAUAAAAAGCAGAACGAGAAGCCUCAACGAAACUGGUUUCAAACACCAAAGGAGAAAAAAGAAGAGAAGAAGAAAUUACGUUUAGGUGAACAUACCAAGCUAGAUGGAAAAAGAAAAGUUAAAAUCCCUAGCGCUCGCGCAACAGCCGAAGAUCGUGUUGAGUGGGAACUGCAAAAAGCAGCCGCAUAUCAAGUUCGUUGCGCGAAGAGGUCUCGUAAACCAUCUCGCAUCCGCGCUGUCGUCGACUCUGACACUGAUGAUGAGCCCCGAGAUAAAAAGGCAAAGAAGAAGUCCAUUAAAAAUAAUCGGGAAAGAGAUAUGACAAAGACGCUGACAGCAACAGACAAAGCUCGAGAGAUGAGACGACUUCCGUUUAAGGAGCAAGUUCGUGAAGGCCAGGCUAAGAAAAAUGGUCCUGGCAAGGGAUUCAAGAGCAAGAAAAAGUUCAAGAGGCGCUAGCUUUCAUCAACUCAACGGACUUUUUUCCUGUCAUGACAUUUUAUCAUGGGCAAACGGCUAAUAAAAUUACGUU